Messenger RNA from Didymosphaeria variabile, 1572 nucleotides. RefSeq lists its product as uncharacterized. The transcript is spliced from 6 exons. Bases 1 to 1572 code for a protein of 523 amino acids. NCBI's taxonomy places the organism in Eukaryota, Fungi, Ascomycota, Dothideomycetes, Pleosporales, Didymosphaeriaceae. The record is from RefSeq and is a predicted model, not a curated record. Gene Ontology annotation, cellular component: membrane.
AUGGUCGUCGCGGAAAGGCCGACGCACCAGAAGACGCGGAUAGUGUCCGUCGUUGCAGCGACAGCCAUCGCUCUUGCAUGUGGAACGAAUUAUGCCUAUUCAGCAUGGGCGCCACAGUUCGCUGAGAAACUCCAACUCUCCACAACCCAGAGCAAUAUUAUUGGGACAUCCGGGAACAUGGGCAUGUAUGCCGCGGGAAUACCAGUAGGCAUCAUCACAGACAGAAAGAGUCCACGUCUUGCUGGACUGAUUGGCAUGCUCUCCCUGUUCGCGGGCUACUAUCCCAUACACAUUGCUUAUGAUGAAGGAGCUAGCUCCAUGAGCGUAGCGCUCCUCUCUUUCUGUUCGUUUCUCAGCGGCAUAGGUAGCUGCGCUGCGUUUCAAGCCGCCAUGAAAGUAGCUACACUCAACUGGCCCACCCACAGAGGCACGGCGACUGCCUUCCCUCUUGCAGCCUUCGGCUUGAGUGCCUUCUUUUACACCUUCAUCGCUGGUAUAGCGUUUCCAGGAGACACUUCUAGCUUACUCGUUCUACUCUCCUUUGGAACGUCCAUGGUUGUGCUUGUCGCACUACCGUUCCUUCAUGUCGUUGACCACAAGACUGGCACAGGCUAUGCUGUCCUGCCCACCAACGAGCGCACCCGUCGCAAUUCGAAUGUCUUGCACCGGACCAGGUCUAACGGUAGCAAGAACAGUAGCCGAUACAGCAACUCGUCAAUACCCCAGUCGGAGCCUAACAAUGACGAACGGGAUGAUGAUUCAGAUGAGACGUCCUCGCUCCUGUCCGGACCUGGCGAUCUACUUCCAGAGGACGAUGCGGCCAGCAGAGCCAGUAGGAAAACAAAUCACUCACAUUGCCUAGAUAUUACUGGAUUGGCCUUGCUAUACAAGUUUGAAUUUUGGCAGAUUUGGGUCAUUAUGGGGUUGCUUACUGGAGUCGGACUGAUGACCAUCAACAACAUUGGUCACGACGCGCAAGCACUCUGGAAUCACUGGGAUCCAAGCGCCAGUAAAGACUUCGUUGCCCACCGCCAACUCUGGCACGUCUCAAUCAUCUCGCUCGGCUCCUUUUCAGGGCGUCUGCUAUCGGGGAUUGGCUCCGAUGUGAUUGUGAAGCGAUUGGGCGGAUCCCGUUUGUGGUGUAUAGUGGCAGCAGCAACCGUGUUUCUGAUUGCUCAAUUCUGCGCAACCCGUAUUGAGGAUCCGCACCAUUUGUGGGCUGUGUCAGGUCUUUGUGGGCUCGCAUACGGCAUUCUCUUUGGUGUGCUCCCCGCCGUUGUAAUCGACGUUUUUGGCGCCGACGGAUUCGCCGUCAACUGGGGAUUCAUGACGCUCGCACCUGUCGUGAGUGGGAAUAUCUUCAACUUGUUCUACGGCGCAGUGUACGACUCGCACUCAGAGGUGCAGGUUGGUGGCGAGUUCAACUGCGAUGAGGGCCUAAUUUGCUACAAAGCGGCGUACUAUGUCACUUUGGUAUCGAGCGCUCUGGGCAUCGUUGCGUGCCUCUGGGCCAUACAGACCGAGCAUGCGGCGAAGCGGAAGGCUGAAGAGCUCGAGGACCACCAUGCAUGA